UCCUUGCAUCUUAUUCUAGGUUCCUGUUUCCAUGUGCUCUGCUAUUUGCCUACCUGGUACAGCUAAGAAACUCCUCAAAACAUCAUGCUGCCAUAAUUGCAUACAGUGUUUAGAGGGUACUUACUCUAAUGAAACAAACUUACCAAAUUGCCUCCCUUGUGAAAAUGGUACCUGGUCUUUGAAAGGAUGGACUUCCUGUAAGCCAAAGGAAGAAGACUACUGGAAAUGGGAUGGGUCCCAUGCUAUAGUUCUACUUACAUUUACUGUAUUAGGUUAUCUGUUGUUGCUCUUCACCCUGAUUAUCUUCUUGGUCUUUUAUGGAAAACCAGUCAUGAAACAGGCAGGGGGAAACCUAUGUUUUCUAAUCAUGGCAGGGUUAACACUCAGCUAUACUAGUGUCAUAUUGUUCAUUGGCAAACCCAAUGUUCACAUUUGCAGGAGUCGACAGGUCUUGUAUGCUUUAGGGUUCUCACUGACAGUCUCAUGUAUUUUAGUUAAAGCUCUGCGCACCUUUGCAUGCUUUCAUUUACCGUAUCAGUGUGAGCGUGUUAAAAGGUUUUACAAGCCCCCUGUCAUCAUAGCUUGUGGUACUCUCAUUCAAGUCCUCAUCUGCGUCUUCUGGUUGAUAUUUGAUUCUCCAGCUGUGGAGACAUUUCAGUCUGACCAAAGCAUGAUGAUUACUGUUCAGUGCAAUGAAGGUUCUGGCGUUGGAUUUGGCAUCAUGCUUUGCUAUAUUGCACUGCUAGCAUUUGUCUGCUUUUUAAUGGCCUUUAAAGGGAGAAAGGUACCUCAGGCUUUCAAUGAGACUGGACACAUCAUCCUAAGCAUGCUAAUUUACCUUUUUGUGUGGGUCUGUUUCACCCCUGUAUACAUUGCUAAGGUCAAUGAGCGCUAUUCUAUUCAAGCAGCUGCCGUUUUGGUGUCAUGUUAUGGAGUUAUUUUCUGUCACUUUGCACCUAAAUGGUACAUGGCUCUCUGUAAAAAGAAAGAACAACUUACUCGAGAGGCAUAUAUUGCAAGAGCUAAUGCUCACAUCCCUGACACAGUUGACUUUUUCCCAGAGAUAAUACAGGAAGCUGCCUUUGUAACGGGGUCACAAAAUACCAUUAACUCAGAUGAUACUGGUUUGGGUUCAAUUAAUUUAGAAAUAACAAACCAGACAUUACGAAAAAGAACGAGGAGCAAAUCCAUUUGAU
Messenger RNA from Labeo rohita (rohu), 1196 nucleotides. Its product is annotated as G-protein coupled receptor family C group 6 member A-like. Gene Ontology annotation, biological process: G protein-coupled receptor signaling pathway. The coding region runs from base 32 to 1195 and encodes 387 amino acids. Gene Ontology annotation, cellular component: membrane. The transcript has 2 exons. Gene Ontology annotation, molecular function: G protein-coupled receptor activity. Lineage: Eukaryota; Metazoa; Chordata; Actinopteri; Cypriniformes; Cyprinidae. The record is from RefSeq and is a predicted model, not a curated record.